AUGGAUGUUAAUCCCCAUGGCUAUGGUGCCAUGAAUGCCACUUCCCAUUUUUCUAACGCCAUAAUGGGUGAGGCUUUCCUUGUUGGUAAGGAUUUUGGAGCUAUGCCUGCAUACAUAGUAGCUGCUCUCCAUCCUGAUCGAGUAGCUGGUCUUAUAUCACUAGGUGUUCCUUUUAUGCUACCAGGUCCGACUGCUGUCCAAAAUCAUCUUCUUCCUGAAGGUUUCUAUGUAUCAAGGUGGCAGGAGCCAGCUGGGAGGGCAGAAGCAGAUUUUGGCCGCUUCGAUGUUAAGUCAGUGAUAAGGAACAUCUACAUUCUCUUCUGUGGAAGUGAGGUUCCAGUAGCUGCUAAGGAUCAAGAGAUCAUGGAUUUGUUUGAUUCAGCUAUUCCUCUACCACCAUGGUUCUCUGAAGAAGAUCUUUCAGUCUAUGCAUCUCUUUAUGAGAAGUCUGGAUUCCGUUUUUCAUUGCAAAUUCCAUACAGGAGUUUAGCAGUGGACUGCGGUUAUACUGAUCCAAAAGUCUCUGCUCCAACACUGCUUGUCAUGGGUGAGAAAGACUACAUCUUCAAGAUUCCGGGGUUUGGAGAUUACAUACGAACUGGGGAAAUGAAGCAUUUUGUGCCUGAUUUGGACAUUAAAUACAUUGCAGAAGGGAAUCAUUUCGUGCAAGAACAACUUCCAGAGCAAAUUAAUCAGCUGAUUCUCACUUUUCUUGGAAAACAUGGUAUUUGA
This is a messenger RNA of Rosa rugosa (rugosa rose), 732 nucleotides long. RefSeq lists its product as uncharacterized. Gene Ontology annotation, molecular function: hydrolase activity. Lineage: Eukaryota; Viridiplantae; Streptophyta; Magnoliopsida; Rosales; Rosaceae. The coding region runs from base 1 to 732 and encodes 243 amino acids. The record is from RefSeq and is a predicted model, not a curated record. The transcript has 4 exons.